UCCGUCACGUGAAUCGCUGAUCAAGUUAAUAUAACGAGCACAAAACUUUCAUCAUUCUCGUAAGUUUUAACUAAUAAUGGAUCAGAGGUCGUUUCAAGCUGCUGCUAAAUCUGGAAACAUCGAUCAAUUAUACGAACUUAUCCAUGAAGAUCCAUACGUCCUGGAUAAAAUCGACAACGUGCCUUUCAUUGACACUCCUCUCCACGUGGCAGCCCUCGCCGGAACAACAGAGUUCGCCAUGGAAAUGAUGCACUUGAAACCUUCCUUUGCUCGGAAGCUUAACGCCGACGGACUUACGCCGUUACACCUAGCCGUCGAUCACGGUCACUUCUGGUUAGCACUCGAACUAGUUAAGGUUGAUCCGAGCCUUGUUCGUCUUAAAGGGAGACAAGGUAUGACACCAUUACUACUUGCGGUGAGCAAAAAGAAAAUCGAUUUAAUAUCAGAAUUCUUUUUGGUUUGCCCCAAGAGCAUCGUGGACGCAAACGUGAAUGGAGAGAACGCACUCCACAUCGCUGUGAAGAACAACGAACCUAGAGAAGGUGUUUUAAUAGUCCUUAAAGUACUCAUGGGAUGGAUCCUAAGAUUAUGCCAAAAGGACGCAGAGCGGACCGAGACAAGAGUCAUGAACUGUAGAGACAAAGAUGGUAACACGCCUUUACAUCUCGCAGCGUACCAUAACAAUCACAAAGCUAUGAGAUUGAUGUUAAAGAGUUCGAAUGUUAAUGUCAACAUCGAGAAUAAGAACGGUUUAACUGUUCUUGACGUUGCCGUGUUACUCAGAAGAGAAGGCAACAGAUGGGGAUCAUGGUGUGGUGUAGAGAGAGUGGUAAAGUGGCAUGGCGGAAAACGUUCGGCUUCUCUGGUUAAGAGUAAGACAACAUCUGAUAUACUCGGCUCCAAGCUGACAUGGUGUGAAUCAAGGCGGACGAGGAGUAUUCGGUCUUAUUCUUGGAUCUCCGAAGAAAGAAGAAACGCUCUUUUAGUUGUCGCCACUCUUAUAAUCACAGCUACUUAUCAGACCGUUCUCCAGCCUCCAGGAGGCGUUUCUGACAGCGGUGAAAGCAGUAAUGCAACUAGCAAUGUAACUACCAGCGGUGAGAAAGCCGGUUCGGUGGUAAUGGAUGACGGAGACUUUCUAUGGCUAUGGAUAUGGAACAGUGUGGGUUUUACCUUUGCCACACUACUGACGGUGAGUUUGUUGGUCUCAGGGCAAGAGAGUGGGUUUUGGUAUCUUCCUCUGUUCAUACCUCUUCUACUGGCUUACGAUGCUGCAGGACAAGUGAUCUCGCCGAACAAGACAGUGAACGACAAGGGUAACUUGGUUUGUUUCAUUAUUCUGCUCAUUUGGGUUUUAUUGGUCUGGUUCUGGGACCGGUUACAGUCUAAGCGAGCUAAGGCGCGUGGACCCAAGAGUGGAUUAGUGUGGGAAGGUUUCACUACGUUGGAUCAAGCCAGAGGUGUUACGCCUAGUAAAAAGUCCGUGAUUAUGUGAUCUUCAAAAAUGUUUCACCCACUUGUUUUAAAAAUGUAUAAUAUCCACAAGAGAAGAUCAUAAAUAUAUAUCUGUGGAUGUCAUAUUAUGCGACUUGUAAGAUGAACAGUCUAUAAGCAGAAUAUGUUAAAUUGUUGUUUAAAUUUGAAUACCUAAA
This is a messenger RNA of Raphanus sativus (radish), 1652 nucleotides long. RefSeq names its product ankyrin repeat-containing protein BDA1. The record is from RefSeq and is a predicted model, not a curated record. Bases 77 to 1495 code for a protein of 472 amino acids. NCBI's taxonomy places the organism in Eukaryota, Viridiplantae, Streptophyta, Magnoliopsida, Brassicales, Brassicaceae. The transcript is spliced from 2 exons. Gene Ontology annotation, molecular function: protein binding.